Amblyraja radiata (thorny skate) is the source of this 1752-nucleotide messenger RNA. RefSeq names its product proteinase-activated receptor 1-like. The record is from RefSeq and is a predicted model, not a curated record. NCBI's taxonomy places the organism in Eukaryota, Metazoa, Chordata, Chondrichthyes, Rajiformes, Rajidae. Gene Ontology annotation, molecular function: thrombin-activated receptor activity. Gene Ontology annotation, cellular component: plasma membrane. Gene Ontology annotation, biological process: positive regulation of blood coagulation; blood coagulation; positive regulation of Rho protein signal transduction. The coding region runs from base 238 to 1449 and encodes 403 amino acids. The transcript has 2 exons.
AGGUCUGGCCCCUUUAAGGACACUCCCCAAACACGCACACGAGGAUCUUUAUUCGGGAAGCGUUCAACUGGAUAAGAAAACGAAAAGUGCAAGCUGAAGUGGACGGAUAAGCUUUUGAGGUUAAAAUAGUGAACCCAAAAGAGAAAACCGUGGUGGGGAGAAAAAGAGGAGAGAGGCGGUUAACGGACUGGUCUUCGCUUGUGGAGAGGGACUGGGGCGAAACCUUUCACACACGGGAUGUCCCGGACAGAGUUGCUGGUGAUAUGGAUGGUUCUGGCUGCCGUGGGCUUCGCUCAACAGUCCGAGAGGAACUCGAGUUCCCGAAGCAAAAUCUUUCCCAAAACCUUUGGAGGAAGCCGAAAUCACAAAAUCCACGAAAGCAACAGUUCCCAGAACAGCGCACACGUGCCUGCGUCGAGACGGGGCAUUCCUGGAAAUCACCCCCAUAGCUGGCAGAGAAAUGAAAUAGUCGAAGUGAAAGUUUCGGACGUGGCAAGGCAAUACCUGACGGGUUUAGGUACCACAGUAGUCAUUCCUUUUAUUUACAGCUUUGUGUUUACCGCAAGCCUGCCUCUUAACUUGCUGGCAAUCCUGGUGUUCAUCUUCAAAAUAGGCCUCACCAAACCCACAGCGAUCUACAUGAUGAACUUGGCUGCAGCCGACCUGCUGUUUGUGCUGCUCCUUCCGCUGAAGAUUUCCUACCACUUCUCUGGCAACGACUGGGGGUUCGGCCCCUUUGUGUGCCGGCUGGUCACCGGUGGGUUUUACGCCUACAUGUGCAGCUCGGUGCUACUGAUGACGUGCAUCAGCGUGGACCGGUAUCUCGCCGUGGUUUACCCCAUCAAAUCGGCCUCCUGGAGGAGCCGCCGGCGCGCGGCGGGGCUUUGUCUCGUGGCGUGGCUCCUCUCCAUUUGUAGCGCUCUGCCUCUCUUCUUAACCCAACAAAGUGUGUACGUCACCAACCUCAACAUCACAACCUGCCACGAUGUGCUGACUCUCCCUGUCCUGCACACCUUUUCCCUCUACUACUUUCCCAGUUUGUGUAUUCUUUUCUUUGUCAUUCCUCUGGUCGUCACCACAGCCUGUUACAUGAAAAUUAUCUCAACCCUCCGCUCAGCCAGUGCAGUAAACCCGUACGGGAAGAGACGUGCCUUCUUCUUAGCUAUCAUUGUACUUUGUGUGUUUCUUGUCUGUUUUACACCGACCAAUAUCGUAUUACUGAUACACUCUCUCCAUUUUUCAACUGAACCAAGUGAUACCCUUUAUUUUGUCUACAUGCUGUGCGUGUGCCUAGGUAGUGUGAGCUGUUGUUUUGAUCCAUUGAUAUAUUAUUAUGCAUCAUCCUCGUUUCAAAACCAGCUACAUCACCUUUUGAAUUCUAGGGAGGAUGAAAGUAUUCAGGUUAAAGAGCUGAUUAAUAAACCUGGGACUUCCACUCCCUAUCUGUGAAAUCUGCAGAAUGGUGUCAAGGCAAGCAUGAUAAAUAUAUCCUAAGAUUUUGUCCUGGUGACCUGAUUAAAUACAACAGAAUUCUAAAACUCUGGGACCUAGCUAAGUGCGAUCAAAUUAUUUUCUACUGUUUUCUACAUUUCUCCACUGUAUCACAGCUACUUUUGGCCAAAUCAAUUCUAUAGUUAUGCUAUUUAAGAAGGAACUGCAGAUGCUGGACAAAUUCGAAAGUAGACAAAAAAUGCUGGAGGAACUCAGCGAGUGAGGCAGCAUCUAUGGAGAGGAAUAUGUGACGUUUCGGGU